CACAGCGGUGGUGACAGAGAAAAUUUAAAGGAUACUUCAUUUACCAAGCAAUUUUGUGUGGAGAAAUAGGUUUCCAGCCAACACUCCACAUUGUUCAUGAUGUGCCUGGCCAGAGAAGAAUUACUUCUUUAAAUCUUUGAGGAGAGUCACUCAGCUGGAUUUAUCAUGUCAGUGAAGCUCCCUAACAGGCUGAGCAGCAAAAAGAAAAAACCUCCUAAGAACAAUUCCCAGGCAGAGGUCCUAAAUAAACUGGGAUUAGAGGCCUUCUGGACUACACCACUGGACCCAGCAUCUAUGCUGGACAUCAGCACUUGGACUCUGGAGAAGCAAACCCCUCUAGAGCCCAAGGAUCUACCAAAUGCUUUCCUUCAACGCCUUUGGCUGCUUAGCCCAGAUGCCCGGAGUCCUUGUUGCAAACCUCUGCAAGAUGUUCUGAAUAACGGCAACAAAUCCCCUGAGGAGAUGAUCGAUGGUAUUGGCGGAGAAAGCCAGAGUGCCAUCAACCCCCUUGAUCUAGUUACAGCUGUCUUUAUGUCCGCCAACACUUUCCUUCAGCAGGAGAUGACUGUGCGCAUGUUGCAAUGCCAAUUUGCUGUGCCUCUGGUCCUUCCAAAUAUAGAUCCAGAAGAGCCCAGUCGCUUCCUUCUUUGGCCUUUGAGAGGGGCUGUUGGCCAAUGGAGGUCUCACUUUCCAGAUAAUAACAGGAAGGUCCACGAGGGGGAUUUAGCAAGUACAUACAUGCCAGUGGUUUCUUGUGUGAAGCUUGGUCACAGUGGUGUCUCUAAGUCACAGGUGCUAAACAAUGUUAUAAGUGGACUCAGAUCUCCCCAUGACACAUUCCUCCACAGGGGAAUGGAUGGAGGACAGCUGCCCCGAAGACUCUGCAAUGGCCUGGUGGAGAUUGGAUGGUAUCUACCCACAGCGGACACUACAAGAGAUAUCUUUCCUAUCCCUGUAGUCAUCUCUAACCUCCGUGGUGAUGCCAGUACACAGGAGAAAUGCCUCAGCCUCUUAUGUCAAUCGUCUUCAGCUGUGGUUGUGUUCUGUGGGAAUCUUAGGGAGAAAGAAAAACAACUCCUUGCCUCCUGCAAAGAUACGGUAUGUGUUGGCGAGGUUCAACGAGAGGUUUGCAAAGGAGUACGAGCAGGAACCAGCAGAGGUUCCAGAGGAGUGGGAGAAGAUCACUAAGGAGCAGGCAUUGUACAGUCUGAGGAAGGGCUUCCUCUGUGGACAAUACAAAUAAUAGGACUGCCCUGUGCUGUAAUGCUGUCUUUAUCAUAAUGCAUGUGACAUUUUAUUGAUCAAAUAUUUAUCUCGUUUAGAAGUAUUUUAUCUAUUAAGGAUGUUAAUACUCAUUCAAAACACUGAUAAUGACAACUGAUUUGUUUUCAUUUAUUUCUUUUUGUUUUCAUCCUUUCCUUAAAUGAUCUGAAGACAGCGUGAAUAAUUCUUCGGUCUUACCAUGCAUUCAAAGCCAACCAAUGACAAAAACCUGUGAUAUUAAAAUUAAAAUAAAUGUUUUUCCUUUAAAAACUUGGUACCUUAGAAAGGAAUAUGAAUGCACUGGGAUUUAGAGAAGGGCAGAAAUGUAGAAUACAUCGUCACAUCAUGCAACAAUAAAUCGUCUCAUCUUUUUCUCCUAAUAUAUUUUAAAGUAUGCCAAAUUAACUUGUUCUGUGUUUUGAAAUGAUCAACUAGAGUCCAUCCAUAACCGUUAGCCUUUUGUUACAGAUGUAGAUGUUACGCAAUUUAAGUGAAAGAAAUAUAAUAAAAAAUUUAAGUGAAUGACAAAGAACAGAAACUAAUCUUUGAAGUAUCUGUAUGAACAAACAUGCUCUGCUACACCUUGCUAUUUACUACCAAUCCAUUAAUCCAUCUAUUUAUCUGUCAAACUAUUCUACUUGUAUAUUUUUAAUCAAUAAUUGUUUGAUGUUAUUAACAAUUUGAACAGCUACUUAGUCUGUCACAUGUUUAACAGCAAAAUAAAGUACUAAUAUUGUCAUUUCUUUGCGUUCUAUCUAUUGUAUUCUUCCA
Messenger RNA from Anarrhichthys ocellatus (wolf-eel), 2034 nucleotides. RefSeq names its product GTPase, very large interferon inducible 1-like 2 (gene gvin1l2). NCBI's taxonomy places the organism in Eukaryota, Metazoa, Chordata, Actinopteri, Perciformes, Anarhichadidae. The transcript has 4 exons. The record is from RefSeq and is a predicted model, not a curated record. The coding region runs from base 166 to 1188 and encodes 340 amino acids.